AGUUACUAACAGUUGAGGGGGGCGGGGUAACUAUGAUACCAUUUAUUUUAAAAAGCGAUUUUAGUAGUAAACCAUCACCCAGGAACAUUUUACACCCGAAAGCAGACUAGAAUAGGGUAAGGGGGUUAACGCAUCCAAGGGUCAGGUCAGUUACUAACUUUAAAUCAACUUCUCCAGCAGACCUGCACAAGUAGCACAGAAAAGAUUCCUCGGGACAAAGUGAAGCAGCAACAGUAGCGCUAGAUAUAAGCCGAUGAAAUUCAAAUUUCCCAUAAAUAACCUUAUACCCCACCUUCUCACCCUCAAUUGGACUAUUCUUUUAAAUGUGGAGAAAGCCAAAAGAACACCAACUCGGGGUUUCUUUUAGCUUCCUCUUCGGGUUUUUUUGUUUGUUGUUUUUGUAACUGGUCAUUUUAUCACCUUUCCUUUUCUAAACACUUCCACCCCCACCCCCGGCCCUACUGCAAAGAAUAGCGUGGCCCAGGUGUUGAUUUUCAUCUCGGAGGGGCAGAGGGAGUUUAGCAGUGGUUGCAAGAGGAGAGAGAGACGAAAGGAGAAGAGAGGGCUCCGAAAAUGCCUGUCGGAACGCUUGUCAAGAAGUGAGGAGGACAGAGGGAGGGCGCUGGCUACUUGCAGAGUGGUAGGACAGCGGGGAGAGAAGGUGGGAGAAGUCCGAGACUUAGAGAAAGGGAAUUCAGAGAAACCGGCAAUGAACAAAUGAAAGAAAGGAAGACCAGCCUAAGACAGCGGAGGACCGAAGAGGCGGAGUGGGGUGGCGGGGCGCGGAGGAGCGGGGUGGUGCCUGGGGGUGGGGAGGGCUGGGCGGGGCGCUAGGCUGCACCUUGCCUAUUCUUUCGCCCGCUCCCUCUCUCCACCCCAGGGGCCGCCUGCGCCCGCCCCUCCCUGCCCCUCCUCCCAUGCAAUAAGGGGAGCGGAGGGGGGUGGGGGGAGGGGUAGCCGCGCGGCAGCACCUAAGAAGAGCAGAGCCGGGCCGGCCGUCGGGGGUGGGGGGCAGAAGAUCCAGAACAUCCCCGGCCCGGGCUGUAGCGCGCGGGGCGCUCCCCCUGGAGAGCGGGGAGAAGGGGGGGCCCCCGCCGACGCCCCCAGGCCGGUACACCUGGCUCCCCGGCGCUCCAGCCGCGCGCGCGUUUUCUGGAGCGCUUCAGCCCGUCGGGCCGGCCCGGAGCCGAAGCCAGCAUGACCUGCCUGGAGCCGUGGAUUUUGUCGCUGCUGCUGCUGUUGCCACUACUCCUGCUGAACCGAACUACCAACUUCUAUAUCAAGACCUGCUUCUACUGCGUGCUAUGCGUGGUGUUCUCCGUGGUGGCCUGCGUGGUCUGUUUCCUGCGCCAUGGGGGCCGCACCGUGCGCAACAUGAGUAUCAUCAAGAGAUUUGUCCGAAUUUUUAAGUACUUUUACGGCCUUCGGUUUGAAACGAAAGGUGAAGAGAAACUGCAUGAGGACAAACCAUGCGUCAUCAUCUCCAAUCAUCAGAGCAUUCUGGAUAUGAUGGGUCUGAUGGAGAUCCUUCCAAGAAACUGCAUCCAGAUCGCCAAGCGGGAGCUACUUUACACAGGCCCUGUGGGCCUAAUCAUGUAUCUUGGGGGUGUCAUCUUCAUCAACAGAAAGCGGACAAGCACAGCCAUGUCAGCGAUGGAGGAAGUGGGAAACAUCUUGGUUCAGAAGAAUCUGAAAGUGUGGAUUUAUCCUGAGGGAACACGGAAUGGAAGUUACGACCUUUUGCCAUUCAAGAAGGGUGCCUUUUAUUUGGCUGUCCAGGCCCAGGUGCCAAUCAUUCCUGUGGUGUAUUCGUCAUUCUCUUCCUUUUACCAGCCAGAGAAGAAAAUCUUCACAUCAGGAAAGAUCAAAGUAGAAGUGCUGGAUCCAAUCAAGACAGAAGGCAUGACGGUGGAUGACAUCCCCAAGUUGCUAGAGACCUGCCAUUCUCUCAUGAGAGAGACAUUUUUCAGAAUAUCUGACAAGCUGAAUGAAAAAGGGACCAAUGGCCCAACCUCGCAGCCUGUGCAGUAGCCCUAGACACCAUCCCCUGCCCGUCUGCCCAGGGUGAGAGGAUGAACACAGGGACCUCCUCUUUCUGUUGCCAAAUGUCAUGGUUUCCACCUCCCUGGUGCUUCCCUUUGGCUUUCAUUCUGGGUCAUCCUUUCCAGAGGCUCCGGUCCUUAUCUUGUCAGCCAUGAAUGUGGUUUCUAUUUUACACCUUUCUCUCCAUGAAUCCUCCCUGCACUUGGUCUCUGAGCCAUCCUCUCUUUUAUCCCACAUGCUGAGCACUGAAGUCCUGGGCUGUGAGUGACCCUUACUAGGGGAACCAGAUUGCCAUCUCUCUGGAGUUUGAAUGAAGACUUUUGGGGAGAAUGGGGGGAAGCACCUGUAUUUUGGGGGCUAAAGGGUCUGUCUUGUUGGCACUCGAGUUAACAUCAUUCCCUGCCCACUGUUGUCCAGCUCGGGUAUUAGGAACAAACUUUCCAGACUUCCAUUGGCACAGCAGGUAUGAAAAUGCCCAACCUUCUCCUUCCUUGUUCUCUGAGCCUUUCUCUCUCUUAAUGCUCAAGUCCUGGUACUACUCUGGGGAGCUACCAAAAUCCCCUGGAUGACAGGCAGCCUUUGCUGCUGACAAAAACUGAGGCCCUCUUUGGUACUACUUAAUUCCCAGAAACCUAAAACGAGAGGUGGUAUAGCAGAGUCCCUAAAUCCCUUGCCCACUCUUCCUGGCAUAUGGACAUAGAAGCAUUGGAUGGAGGGUGGUUUAUGUUCAUAUUCUUACAUCCUAAGCCAGGAAAGCAGAGUUCAGAAGGUUCUCCUUGUGUAUAAGGAGAACCUGCUUCUUUUAUAGACUGAGGGAGGAGAAAAGUGAGAGAAUGGCCUGAGCUCACUCGAGGGAGCUUUGGGGAGUAGCAGCCCUGGUAUGGAAGCUCCCUCUGAGCGCUAGAACCAGGGGGAGUUCCCACACCUAGUAGGGUGAUGGGCUGUUCGAGGGUUGGGGUUCAGCUGAUAGCUUGGGACUCUUCCCAAGCUAACUUUAGUCAGCGGGCCAAAGGAGAGAAACUGAUGGGUGUCUCUGACAGCAGAGACUGCUAGCUUGGACCCUGGAGGGAACAAAGUCCAGACCUUUGCCCCUUUGCCAGGGCCACAGUGGCGGCUUCCCUGUCAGCCUGCCAUUUGGGUCCUGAGGAACACGUGCAGGGAGAUGCACUAGAGGCACAAGUUCCCUGGGACCUGAGAUUGCCCGCAGCCUUUGUGGGUAGUCUUUCAGGCUGAGGGAAGAGGCUGGCACUCGGGCUUCUCUGCUGCUUGUGUUUCAUAGAAGCCGUCUGAGCUCAACAUCUUUCCUCUUGUAAUCAGUGUUUACAGAGAAGAAUAGGAGCGACCUGAUUAUCAUGGGGAGAGAAAGUUGGAGCAUCUUGCUCUCUAAGUAAUCUCAAGUUUAAAUCUAAUAGCACUUUUUACUCAGUGGGGGAGGGCAAAGCCAGAAAAAUUGAGGUGAGGGAACAUAAGGGGGGCUCUCUUGCAGCUCUGGGAGAACAACAAAUGGGGUCCGCAGCUGCCUGGGGAGUUUCUGUUGGAAAAGUGCUUCUGCCAGUCAGGUCUAAUUUUGUGAAAAAAAUGUAUGCUUGAUCUAAAUUGCACAUUUUUUGUUUUUCAUAAAGCAAUUAUUUGAAAAGCUC
Molecule: messenger RNA, 3683 nt
Organism: Antechinus flavipes (yellow-footed antechinus)
Lineage: Eukaryota; Metazoa; Chordata; Mammalia; Dasyuromorphia; Dasyuridae
Gene: AGPAT2
Product: 1-acylglycerol-3-phosphate O-acyltransferase 2
Exons: 6
Coding region: 1198-2031 (277 amino acids)
Biological process (GO): phosphatidic acid biosynthetic process
Cellular component (GO): membrane; endoplasmic reticulum
Molecular function (GO): 1-acylglycerol-3-phosphate O-acyltransferase activity
Source: RefSeq, a predicted model, not a curated record